UAUAGUUUUAUAUCAAAGUUAUAUCGAUUAUACAGAAAAAGGCUAUUACAGUGUCGACACAGAUUAACUACACAAAACUCACUCCUCCCUCCAAUUUCUCUCUCCUCCCCAUUUUCUCGAGUUCGUCUCUACUCUAUUCCUCUCCCAUCAUUAUCAGGUAAAGUAAUGGACUCAUUGGACCCAGCAGACCGCAGAUACUUCGAAGACGAUGACACCCCCAUGAUGAAGGUGGUUAAGGGUACAACUAGUGGUUUAGCAGCUGGAACAAUCUUUGGUACCGUUGUGGCAACAUGGUAUGACGUGCCACGUGUUGAGAGAAAAGUCGCAUUACCAGGAUUGAUUAGGACUUUGAAAAUGAUGGGAAACUAUGGGCUUACGUUUGCUGCUAUAGGUGGUGUUUACAUUGGUGUAGAGCAGCUGAUGCAGCAUUAUAGGGCAAAGAGAGACUUUGUGAACGGGGCAGUUGGUGGCUUUGCUGCUGGAGCUACUGUGUUGGGCUUCAGAGGAAGGAGCAUUCCAACAGCAAUUUCUGCAGGAGCAGCAUUGGCUGUGACUUCUGCUCUCAUUGAUGCUGGGGGUCAAACAACAAGAAUCGACAAUGGUAAGGAGUACUACCCUUACACCGUCAAGAAAAGGCCUGCACCCACAGAAUAACCUCUCAUAAUCGCUGUCGUGUUUGAGAGGCAAUGCUUUUGCUUAUUCCAAGAAAAGAUGUAUUUUCUUUUGUGACAUUAUUUCGCCUUAGCCUUACCUUUAAAACUCAUUAGUGACACCUUGUUGAGUGAAUUUUGAAUAAAUUGAUACUGCCAUUUUGUAACUCUUUUUUUUAUUUAGCUUCUUUUAUGACC
Beta vulgaris subsp. vulgaris (sugar beet) is the source of this 848-nucleotide messenger RNA. RefSeq names its product outer envelope pore protein 16-3, chloroplastic/mitochondrial. Lineage: Eukaryota; Viridiplantae; Streptophyta; Magnoliopsida; Caryophyllales; Amaranthaceae. Bases 166 to 654 code for a protein of 162 amino acids. Gene Ontology annotation, biological process: protein insertion into mitochondrial inner membrane. Gene Ontology annotation, molecular function: transmembrane protein transporter activity. Gene Ontology annotation, cellular component: TIM22 mitochondrial import inner membrane insertion complex. The transcript has 3 exons. The record is from RefSeq and is a predicted model, not a curated record.